Molecule: messenger RNA, 21667 nt
Organism: Coregonus sp. 'balchen'
Lineage: Eukaryota; Metazoa; Chordata; Actinopteri; Salmoniformes; Salmonidae
Source: the annotation of a GenBank genome assembly
AUGGCUUAUAGAGCUUGGUCGCUGUGUGUCUGCUGGCUGGUGCUGAUCGCAGGCGGAUGCGAGGCGACCUACCCGCCCUGUCUGGAUGGGAUCAUGAUGAACGUGGUUCUGCUGGAUGACGACAUCUCUCCCUGGAGUAUGAAGUUUGUCCGUGGCGCUGUGGAGAGUGCGAUCCAGCUCGACGCUGAACUCACCUGCUGUCCAAACGGUAAAUGUAAUCAUAAUUGUACAACUGUAAAUUAAUAGUGAGAUUACACAGGGUUUCUAGUUCAAGCCCAAACGCAGCUGAUCCCCGUUAAUUGGUAGUAUGCAAGCACUUAUAUGGCAGGCUAUAAAACAAGAACAACAUAGAUUUACAGGGGUAUUCAACCGAGGUACUGCAGGGAGUCUGCUAAUUACACUCACUGGAGCAUAGCCGCUGAAAGUAGGGGUGCUGAGGAUGCUGCAGCACUCCCUGAAAAAUAAGAAAAAAAGUAUUAUAUAUAUUUUUAACAAUCUUUUUCACAAAGGUAGUGCAAAGGGGCCAUUACUAGCAUUAGCGGACCGAUAUAGAGGUCUGUAGUGCUGCCCAAACCUUUUUUCAGCAUCUCUGCUUUGGCAAAAAAUAGUAGUUGUAUAGUUAAGAACAGUAUCUUGCAGGAUUCAAUAGUUGGAAUUGUAAGAGUUGUUGCCCUGUCUCUUUCUCUACGAUUGUCAUUCUAAUGGAAUCCAGAACGAACAAAAGGUGCAAAGUUAUGGUCGAAGACAUAAAACAUCCACAUCAAAUUUAUCUAUUGAUCAGAUAACAUGGAAACAACCACUUUUUGAGCAGUAUUAAUUUACCAUCCUAACAAACCCCUUAAUUUAAAUGUACAUUAUCGUAUUGUACAUAGGCUGGUCAUCUAGGUUUGUACCUGUUAACUUUCCAUCACCAUGAAGGAAAACAAUGCACAAUACAGUAAUUGAAUACACUGAGACAUCAAGUGGUUUGUGAUGAUGUGAUGUGAUGAUGUGGCUCAGUUGGUAGAGCAUGGUGCUUGCAAUGAUAGGGUUGUGGGUUCGAUUCCCAUGGGGGACCAGUAUGAAAAUGUUGCUCUGGAUAAGAGAGUCUACUAAAAAGGAAUGAAUAGACCAUUUCAGUUUUCACAUAGAAAUAAGUUGCAUUUGCAAAGUAUUUCAAGAAACUGGAAAACAGAUAUCUAGCAAGUAUUUUUAUAUUCCACAAGUAUUAUCAGAUUAACUGUUUUGUACAGAUAAUUAUCAGACUCAAGUUACAAAUGCUGGUAAACACUCAAAUACAUUUAGUUUAAUUUAGUAGUGCACUGGGCCUUUACUGGUCCUGUAUUAGCGGACCAAUGUAGAUGUCUUCAGCGCAGGCAAAACCCCCCCCCCCCAACCCCACACCCCCACCCCAAACUACUUCCCGUGGCUAUUAGUGAACAUGUGUUUGGAGUUACCGUUGUAGUUAAAAAUCAAAUAAAGUAAUAUUGGUCGCAUACACAUAUUUACAAAUGUUAUCGUAGGUGCAGCGAAAUGCUAUUAGUCUAUGUUAGAGUUGACACUUCUUCCAAUUAUAAUGUGGGGACUGGGGAGGUUGAUUACCAAAUCUAUUAAUUUUAAAAUGUUGAUUACUUGUCCUUGCCAUUAUCAUUCACCAGAUGAUAAGAGAAGAUGUGGGAAAAAAACAUGGGAAAAAACAUGUUUUGCUAACAUAUGAUGGGGGUCCCUAGGUUGCCGGUUUGCCAGUUUGCCUGGGUAGGGGUCGCUGAGCACCUGGGGCGGCAGGUAGCUUAGUGGUUAAGAGCGUUGUGCCAGUAACCGAAAGGUCGCUGGUUCUAAUCCCCAGAGCCGACUAGGUGAAGAAUCUGUCGAUGUGCCCUUGAGCAAGGCACUUAACCCUAAUUGCUCAUGUAAGUCGCUCUGGAUAAGAGCGUCUGCUUAAUGACUAAAAUGUAAAUGUAAAUGAGCAAGAAAAGGUUGAAGAGCCCUGGUUUAUAAGGAUAUCCUAGACCUACACUGUGUUAUAGCUGUAAGGACCUUAGCUUUACCUCACAAAAUGUAGCCUACUUAAUUGUGUUAUAACUUCUCUUAUCAGCUGUCACGAGUGUUGAUGUUCUUUGGCUGAAUCACUAUCUGUGGGUCCACAAUUUGUGCUUUCAUCAUUAUGGUGUAUUGGCGUUUUCUUUGCCAAGGAGUGAAGCACAACCUGACUGCCAACUUCCGAGGGCUCGAUACUAGUUUGUACAGCAAUAAAGGCUGCCGAAGCAGCACCUGUGAGGUGGUGGAGACCUUGAAGAACCUAACUGUGAGUGUUAACCAACUCACACACGCACACAGACACACCCAUACAUACACACACUGUGUCGCUCAAAUAUUCACAUAUCUAAGCUGCUUCUCCUCUGUUUUAGAGGACAGGUGAGGUGGGCUGUGCUCUGCUGGGGCCCACCUGCUCCCAUGCAACCUUUCAGAUGGUUGAGUAAGUGUUGUGUUGCCGUGACACCCUAUCCCUUUCUAUCCCUUUUACUUACCUCUAUAUAUAUCUCUCACUUGUAUCCAACUCAAUUACUUUUGCAGUUACAUUCUAAUAGCAGAGUAAUUCAUAAAAAAGUUUAUCUCUACCACUCUCUCUCUCUGUGUGUGGGGGUGGCGAGAGAGUCGAUGAGCCAGACUCGGGCGGCAUCGAGCGCGAGAAGCGAGAGAGAGGCGAGAGGGAGAGGAGAGACGCGAGGAGAGCGAGAGAGUGGCGAGCGCGAGAGAGAGAGCAUAGAGAGAGGCUAGAGAGAGAGAGAGAGAUCUCUCUCUCUCUCUCUCUCUCUUCUCUCUCUCUCUCUCUCUCUCUCUCUCUCUCUCUCUCUCUCCUCUCUCUCUCCUCUCUCCUUCUAUCUAUCUAUGUGCCAGUCUUGAGGUUGGUCUGGAGCUCAAAAUGCCCAUCAUCUCAGCAGGCAGCUUUGCUCUGUCCUGUGACUACAAAGAAUACCUGACUCGCAUACUUCCCCCCGCACGCAAGAUCUCCACCUUCUUCACAAAGUUUUGGGACUUCAAAAACGAUAUCAAACCCAAGUGGUACACAGCCUCCCUCUAUAAGAAGCAGGAGAACACUGAGGACUGCUUCUGGUGAGUGAGUCACUUGUGAGUCGCUUGUGAGUCGCCUUUGAGUUGCUUUUGAGUCACAAGUGUCCUGACUUGUAUGUGAAUUCUUUAAGUGUAAUAUGAUGGAAAAGGGUGACGGUGGAUAUGAAUUAGACGUGAUUCUGUAUGCUAAUCUAAUGGACACUUAGAUGACUUUGAGACUAUUUAUUUGUGUCUAUUUUAUUUGCUUAGAUGUGAUGUUGAUACUGAUGUCAUGGUAUCUACACUUCCCUCUCCAGGUAUAUCAAUGCACUGGGUACAGCUUCAGCCCACUUUUCCUUACACAUCAAAAAAACAAACGUUAUAAGCAAAGCAGAGGAUCUUAGAAAGGAAUUAAGCUCCAAAAAUAGGACAAGCAAUUGUAAGUAAACCCACAACAUGUAACACAUCUGGAGGAUUGACACAUACUGUAGAUAGGGCAGUGAAUGGACACAUACUGUAGAUAGGGCAGUGAAUUGACACAUACUGUAGACAGGGCAGUGAAUUGACACAUACUGUAGACAGGGCAGUGAAUUGACACAUACGGUAGACAGGGCAGUGAAUUGACACAUACUGUAGACAGGGCAGUGAAUUGACACAUACUGUAGACAGGGCAGUGAAUUGACACAUACUGUACACAGGGCAGUGAAUUGACACAUACUGUAGACAGGGCAGUGAAUUGACACAUACUGUAGAUAUGGCAGUGAAUUGACUCAUACUGUAGACAGGGCAGUGAAUUGACACAUACUGUAGAUAUGGCAGUGAAUUGACACAUACUGUAGACAGGGCAGUGAAUUGACACAUACUGUAGACAGGGCAGUGAAUUGACACAUACUGUAGACAGGGCAGUGAAUUGACACAUACUGUAGACAGGGCAGUGAAUUGACACAUACUGUAGACAGGGCAGUGAAUUGACACAUACUGUAGACAGGGCAGUGAAUUGACACAUACUGUAGAUAUGCCAGUGAAUUGACACAUACUAUAGACAGGGCAGUGAAUUGACACAUACUGUAGACAGGGCAGUGAAUUGACACAUACUGUAGAUAUGGCAGUGAAUUGACACAUACUGUAGACAGGGCAGUGAAUUGACACAUACUGUAGAUAUGGCAGUGAAUUGACACAUACUGUAGACAGGGCAGUGAAUUGACACAUACUGUAGAUAUGGCAGUGAAUUGACACAUACUGUAGACAGGGCAGUGAAUUGACACAUACUGUAGACAGGGUAGUGAAUUGACACAUACUGUACACAGGGCAGUGAAUUGACACAUACUGUAGACAGGGCAGUGAAUUGACACAUACUGUAGACAGGGCAGUGAAUUGACACAUACUGUAGACAGGGCAAUGAAUUGACACAUACAGUGGGGAAAAAAAGUAUUUAGUCAGCCACCAAUUGUGCAAGUUCUCCCACUUAAAAAGAUGAGAGAGGCCUGUAAUUUUCAUCAUAGGUACACGUCAACUAUGACAGACAAAUUGAGAAAAAAGAAUCCAGAAAAUCACAUUGUAGGAUUUUUAAUUAAUUUAAAAAAUAAGUAUUUGGUCACCUACAAACAAGCAAGAUUUCUGGCUCUCACAGACCUGUAACUUCUUCUUUAAGAGGCUCCUCUGUCCUCCACUCGUUACCUGUAUUAAUGGCACCUGUUUGAACUUGUUAUCAGUAUAAAAGACACGUGUCCACAACCUCAAACAGACACACUCCAAACUCCACUAUGGCCAAGACCAAAGAGCUGUCAAAGGACACCAGAAACAAAAUUGUAGACCUGCACCAGGCUGGGAAGACUGAAUCUGCAAUAGGUAAGCAGCUUGGUUUGAAGAAAUCAACUGUGGGAGCAAUUAUUAGGAAAUGGAAGACAUACAAGACCACUGAUAAUCUCCCUCGAUCUGGGGCUCCACGCAAGAUCUCACCCCGUGGGGUCAAAAUGAUCACAAGAACGGUGAGCAAAAAUCCCAGAACCACACGGGGGGACCUAGUGAAUGACCUGCAGAGAGCUGGGACCAAAGUAACAAAGCCUACCAUCAGUAACACACUACGCCGCCAGGGACUCAAAUCCUGCAGUGCCAGACGUGUCCCCCUGCUUAAGCCAGUACAUGUCCAGGCCCGUCUGAAGUUUGCUAGAGUGCAUUUGGAUGAUCCAGAAGAGGAUUGGGAGAAUGUCAUAUGGUCAGAUGAAACCAAAAUAUAACUUUUUGGUAAAAACUCAACUCGUCGUGUUUGGAGGACAAAGAAUGCUGAGUUGCAUCCAAAGAACACCAUACCUACUGUGAAGCAUGGGGGUGGAAACAUCAUGCUUUGCUUUUUUCCUCAUUUUGUCUGUCAUAGUUGACGUGUACCUAUGAUGAAAAUUACAGGCCUCUCUCAUCUUUUUAAGUGGGAGAACUUGCACAAUUGGUGGCUGACUAAAUACUUUUUUCCCCCACUGUACUGUAGACAGGGCAGUGAACAGAUACCAACAGUCUCCAUUUCUAUUUCUUUCCCUCUCUCCUCUUCACUGUGUAGUGUUCAUAGUGUGUGGGACACCAGAAGAUAUCGUGGACCUGAAGAAUGGAACUAUAGAGGCUGAUCCGAGUGUUGUCUUCAUCCUGAUCAAUCUUUACAAGUUAGUCCUCUCUCUCUGUCUCUGUGUCUCUGUGUCUCUGUGUCUCUCUCUCUCUCUCUCUCUCUCUCUCUCUCUCUCUCUCUCUCUCUCUCUCUCUCUCUCUAUGUCUCUCUCUCUCUCUCUCUCUCUCUCUCUCUCUCUCUCUCUCUCUCUCUCUCUCUCUCUCUCUGUGUAUCUGUGUCUCUCCCCCUCUCUCUCUAAUUUUUUCCUCUGAAAGAGUUCAAAGAGGCUUAAUAUUGUAAUCGCCGUGCUUCAGUGAGUGUUUGAGAGCACCAGUGUUUUCAGUGUCAUUGACAAUGAACCCAUGACUCCACACAGUGAUAAGUACUACACCAAUAAGUCCUCUAUCCCUGCUAUGAAGAACGUGUUGGUUCUCACCAUGCCCAACUCUAGGAACUAUACUGUGGACACAGACCUGGGCAACAACGUGACGGUGAGACUCCCUGCUGGGUUGAGGCCCUGUCUAUCACUGUACUCUGAGGUGUCCUAUUCAUCCUAUUACCUAUAUUGUGUACUACUUUUGACCAGGGCCCAAUAAAUCUGCCUUCUGUCCAGAUGAAUGACUACAUGGCAGCGUACCAUGAUGCAGUGCUGCUGUUUGGUCAGGUGAUGAGGAAGCUCUGGAACAAGCCUAAGUCUGAGCUCAACCCCAUGGAGGUAGUCAACAUCAACCACUUCAGAAACGUCUCCUUCAACGGUAAGAGACCAAGAAACAACACAUCAAGCUGUGUGGUCUGGCCUGGAGAUGUGGCCACCUGUGUGUGUAUGUGUGUGUGUGUGUGUGUGUGUAUAUGUGUGUGUUAGUGGUGUACUGGUCAGCUGUUUGUUCACCCACACCCGCCCACAAUUGGUAAUAACCAAUCCGCAACCGCCCGAUAAAGUGAACCUUAACCGUAACCCGCAAAUAUAGAAAAUGUGUUGUAGGCCACAGUUAGAGACGGCAGAACAAUUUUUUGACGGGGUGCUGUCACGAUCGUCAAAGGAGGAGGACCAAGGCGCAGCGUGAUGAACGAACAUACUUUAUUAUCGAUAGUGAUAACAAGACCAAAACAAUAAACGAUAACGUGACGUCCUAGGUUAAACACAACCAACACGGAACAAACCAAAAGGAACAAGAUCCCACAACAACUGUGGGAAAACAGCCUGUAUAAAUGUGGUUCCCAAUCAGAGGCAACGAGUGUCAGCUGUUGCUGGUUGUCUCUGAUUGGGAACCAUAUUUAAACAGUCUGUUUUCCCUCAGUGUUUGUGGGAUCUUGUUCCGUGUUCCUAGUAGGUUGUGUUUGAGCUAAGGACGUCACGUUAUCGUUUUGUUGUUUUGUUCGUGUUAUCUUUCAGAUAUAAUAAAUAUGUUUGCAUUCAACGCUGCGCAUUGGUCCUCUGUUCCCGACGAGCGUGACAGAAGAUCCCACCUAAACUGGACCAAGCAGCGUGUCCAGGAGCCAUCGCCAGGGGAAUCGCUAGCGGAUCUCCGUGGCAACCUCGACUGGGUCAAGCCUAGUGAAGAGCAGAGAGGGUGGACUUGGGAGCAGUGGAGGAAGAGUCUCGACUGGGUCAAGCCAAAUGAAGAGCAGAGUGGCUGGAGUUGGAAGCAGAAGAGCGAGAGUUGGGCGAGAACUAUAGAGGCCUGGCCCAUGGGGAGGAGAGACCCCCAGAAUUUUUUUAGGGGGGGGGCUCACGCCGUGGACGACGGGGCAGCAGGAGGCCGCGAUGGAGCGGUCCAGCGGGUUUGCAGAGGAGGCCGCCAGGUUAAGGGGGCCACUGGUCACAGAGGAGAGGGAAAGUGUGGAGGCACGGCGAGAGGUACUGGGGUGUGUUACCAGUCCGGUCCGGCCCGUUCCUGAUCCCUGCAUAGGGCCAGUGGUGUGUGUCCCCAGUACGGUCCGGCCUGUUCCUGUUCCUCGCAUCGAGCCUGUGGUGCGUGUCGUCAGCCCGGCCCGGCCUGUUCCUGCUCCCCGCACCGAGCCUAUGGUGCGCGUCGCCAGCCCGGCCCGGCCUGUUCCUGCUCCCCGCACCAAGCCUAUGGUGCGCGCCGCCAGCCCGGCCCGGCCUGUUCCUGCUCCCCGCACCGAGCCUAUGGUGCGCGUCGCCAGCCCGGCCCGGCCUGUUCCUGCUCCCCGCACCAAGCCUAUGGUGCGCGCCGCCAGCCCGGUCCGGCCUGUUCCUGCUUCCCGCACCAAGCCUAUGGUGCGCGUCGCCAGCCCGGCCCGGCCUGUUCCUGCUCCCCGCACCGAGCCUAUGGUGCGCGUCGCCAGCCCGGUCCGGCCUGUUCCUGCUCCCCGCACCAAGGCGAUGGUGCGCGUCGCCAGUCCGGCCCGGUCUGUUCCUGCUCCCCGCACCAAGCCUAUGGUGCGCGUCGCCAGCCCGGCCCGGCCUGUUCCUGCUCCCCGCACCGAGCCUAUGGUGCGCGUCGCCAGCCCGGUCCAGCCUGUUCCUGCUCCCCGCACCAAGCCUAUGGUGCGCGUCGCCAGCCCGGCCCGGCCUGUUCCUGCUCCCCGCACCGAGCCUAUGGUGCGCGUCGCCAGCCCGGUCCGGCCUGUUCCUGCUCCCCGCACCAAGCCGAUGGUGCGCGUCGCCAGUCCGGCCCGGUCUGUUCCUGCUCCCCGCACCAAGUCAGUGGUGCGCGUCGCCAGCCCGGCCCGGUCCAUUCCUGCUCUCCGCACCAAUUCAGUGGUGCGCUUCGUCAGCCCGGCUUGGCCUGUUCCUGCUCCCCACACCAAGCCAGUGGUGUGCUUCGUCAGUCCAGCACGGCCCGUGCCUGUUCCACCGGUGCCUGGUCCGGUACCGGUCAGCUGCUCCACGUCGGAGCUAGAGCAAUCCGCUCCACCAGUGUUCAGUCCAGCUCCGGCCAGCAGGGCCAGACCGGACCAGGGGUACUGUGGGGGGUUAGAGAGGGAGUGGGGAUCAUGCCCAGAGCCGGAUCCGCCGCCAAGGCGGAGUGCCCACCCGGUCCCUCCCCUGUGGUGUUCUGUUGGCGCGGUCGGAGUCCGCGCCUUUGGGGGGGGGUACUGUCACGCCCUGGCUCUAGGGACUCUUUUAUGUUGAGCCAGGGUGUGUAGAGUCUAUGUUUUGUGCUCUUUGUUUUCCAUUCUAGGUCUUGUAUUUCUAUGUUGGCCAGAGUGGUUCCCAAUCAGAGGCAACGAGUGUCAGCUGUUGCUGGUUGUCUCUGAUUGGGAACCAUAUUUAAACAGUCUGUUUUCCCUCAGUGUUUGUGGGAUCUUGUUCCGUGUUCCUAGUAGGUUGUGUUUGAGCUAAGGACGUCACGUUAUCGUUUUGUUGUUUUGUUCGUGUUAUCUUUCAGAUAUAAUAAAUAUGUUUGCAUUCAACGCUGCGCAUUGGUCCUCUGUUCCCGACGAGCGUGACAGGUGCAGGAUUUCUUUUGCCUAAUUUAUAUAUGUUUCUGCUUAUAAUUUCCGACGUUUUGGUAGGGUAUUUGUUAGUCAACUUGUCUAUAAUUAGAUACAUGCAGCUUCUCUUCUGUCAUUUUAUGUUGCCCUAGAAGACUAAAUAAACCCUGAAUAAUUGUAAAUCGAUAGAAUAAAUGCUUCAAUCUAGUUCAAAUCAAAUGUUAUUUGUCACAUACACGUGUUUAGCAGAUGUUAUAGCGGGUGUAGCGAAAUGCUUGUGCUUCUUGCUCCGACAGUGCAGUAAUAUCUAACAAGUAAUAUCUAACAAUUUCACAACAUAUACCUAAUACGCACAAAACUAGUAAGGAAUGGAAUUUAAGAAAAAAUAUAUAUAUGGACAAGCAAUGACAGAGCGGCAUGGACUAAGAUUAUAGAAUAGAAUGCAGUAUAUACAUAUGAGAUGAGUAGUGCAAGAUAUGUAAACAUUAUUAAAGUGACUGGUGUUCCAUUUCUUAAAGUGGCCAGUGAUUUCAAUAGGCAGCAGUAGCCUCUAAUGUGCUAGUGAUGGCUAUUUAACAGUCUGAUGGCCUUGAGAUAGAAGCUGUUUUUCAUUCUCUCUGUCCCAGCUUUGAUGCACCUGUACUGACCUCGCCUUCUGGAUGAUAGCGGGGUGAACAGGCAGUGGCUCGGGUGGUUGAUGUCUUUGAUUAUCUUUUUGGACCUUCCUGUGACAUUGGGUGCUGUAUGUGUCUUGGAGGGCGGGUAGUUUGCCCCCAAUAAUGCGUUCGGCAGACCGCACCACCCUCUGGAGAGCCCUGCGGUGGCGGGCGGUGCAGUUGCCGUACCAGGUGGUGAUACAGCCCGACAGGAUACUCUCAAGUGUGCAUCUUUAAAAGUUUGUGAGGGUUUUAGGUGCCAAGCCAAAUGUCUUCAGCCUCCUGAGGUUGAAGAGGCUCUGUUGUGCCUUCUUCACCACACUGUCUGCGUGGGUGGACCAUUUCAGUUUGUCGGUGAUGUGUACGCCAAGGAACUUGAAGCUUUCCACCUUCUCCACUGCGGUCCCGUCGAUGUGGAUAGGGGGGUGCACCCUCUGCUGUUUCCUGAAGUCCACGAUCAUCUCCUUUGUUUUGUUGACGUUGAGUGAGAGGUUAUUUUCCUGGCACCACACUCCCAGAGCCCUCACCUCCUCCCUGUAGGCGGUCUCAUCAUUGUUGGUAAUCAAGCCUACUACUGUUGUGUCGUCUGCAAACUUGAUGAUUGAGUUGGAGGCGUGCUUGGCCACGCAGUCAUGGGUGAACAGGGAGUACAGGAGGGGGCUGAGCAUGCACCCUUGUGGGGCCCCAGUGUUGAGGAUCAGCGAAGUGGAGAUGUUGUUUCCUACCUUCACCACCUGGGGGCGGCACGUCAGGAAGUCCAGGACCCAGUUGCACAGGGCGGGGUUCAGACCCAGGGCCUCGAGCUUGAUGAUGAGCUUGGAGGGUACUAUGGUGUUGAAUGCUGAGCUAUAGUCAAUGAACAGCAUUCUUACCGAGGUAACAUUUUCUCUGUGAUCUCUGCUUAUUUUGCAGAGCAAAGAAGAGUUAGUGUUGAUAACUGGAGUUCAUUGGGACGGAGUACUUUUAACUCCAUUAAGAGUAACCAGAGACAGGGAGUUAAAUCUAUCAAGUUAUCCACAGAUCUGGGAGGGGCCUCAUUGUCAUAUUUCCCAGCAUGCUCUGUUGCAGGUUGAUUAAAAAAAAAAAGUUUCAAUAUCUGUGUUUUGCACAUUGAUUGCUUUUGAUCUUAUGCUACAGAAAGAUAAGAAAUGUAAAUCUGCAAGUGGUUGGAUUUCUAGCAACCGUUAGUGAGAUAGUUGUUCCAGUUUACAUGGUGUAGGUAGUCUCCAUCUUGUGUACUUUUGGCCCUACUCUGACAGUUGUGAGUGAUGCAAAAGUGCUGGCCAUCUUCCUGCAAGUUGGCUUCCAACGUACUGUAGGUUGGAUAUCACAUUUCCAACCACCAUAAGGUGAUACAUUAAGAAAUAUUCAAAUAAGGCUUUAGACCCUUAUAACUCAAAGGAAGUAAACUGAAAGAUAAAUGUACUCUGUAGUUGAAUGUUAAUUAAAAAACACAGACAAAGUGUAAAAUGGCAAGGGAGUUGAUUAAAAACGACACUGAAAAUAGUAAAUUGGCAAAUUGAUUAUUUUUUGUUUUUUGGUCUUAAUUUAAGGUUAGGGUUAGGUAUAAGGUUAGCAGUGUGGUUAGGGUUAAGGUUAGGGUUAGGUUUAAAAUCACAUUUUAAGAACAGAAAUUGUAGAAAUGGGCGGGGUUUAGGACUUUGUGGCUGUGGUAACUAGUGACGACCCCAUUUCAGUUUAUCAAUUGUAGGAAAAAGCUGUUUCAGGUGUUUGAAAAAUGCAGAAUUCUCCACCCCCCAGACAUCCUCACGUACCCUCAGAUUUUUGGGGUGCAUGACGCCCCUGUCUAUGUGUGUGUUUGUGUGUGUGUGUGUGUGUGUGUGCGUGUGUGUGUGUGUGUGUGUAGUUAUGUAGUUCUGUGUAGUGUAAAUUGUGUAUGUGUUUCCAUGCAGGCAUUGCAGGCCACUACAAGCUGGAUGACUAUGGGGACAGAGACGUGAAUUUUUCAGUCAUUUACACCACCACUGACAACAAGGUAGGUCAGCUAUCAUGUAUAUCAUAUGAUUCUAUUGUGUCAAAGUUAAUGUUCUAACUCCUGUCUCCUCCGCAGUAUGAAACUUUAUUUAUAUUCAACACUGCCUACAACUACACCAAGGUCGUCAACAGUAACCCAUCCUUCAUCUGGGGCAGAUGCCUCCCAGAUGACACUCCAUCCCAGUGUACGUGCUCAACACACACACACACACACACACACACACACACACACACGACUCAACUUGUGCAUCUGAGUCUGGCUUGUUUUUCCCUAAUACAUGAGCCACACCCAUCGUGACUGGCUUAGUUGAAAGCAUUAACUGAUCAUCAGCUUGUCAUUCUUAAUAGAUAAGACAGAAAUGGGACAAUCCGGUGCCGAACUGGUGUUGAGGGAUCAAACUCCAGCUUCAAUGUACAGUACAGUUUUUUACAAUCACUUUGGCACUAAUUUCAGAACCUUGACGUCAUUUUUCAAAACUCUAGACACAAAACUCACAACCAAUGAUCACAAUGCACAUUUUUCAAAACUCUAACACUUUUUUCAAUUGCUUGGAUACAAUACACAUUAAACUAAGAUCAUUUGUUCAUUUAACAAAAGUCACCUGUUCAAUAUGACACAACUUAACAUCAAAGUACUACUAUUUCAAAAGGCAAUUCACACAUUACAUUUCAGAUGAGUGUCUAUUCAUUUCAUUACAAUUAUCCAACUAUCAAUUGAUACAACUGCUCAAAAUGAUAAGUAACUGUUGCAUUGCUCUUAAUGCAUAGUUGUAUGGAAACAGACAAACAAUAUUCCAUGUUUAGAUCAUGAAAGUUUCAAAGUAACGAGAUUCAUUGUCACCAAUUAGCGUGGAGCAUGAACCAAUUAGACUACGUUAUCUAUGGAUGUAAUAUUUCAUCAUCAUUCUUUAUCAGACACCAUUUCUAUGGUCCCCUUGUAAACUUCCUUGAUGAGCUCGAUCAGGCCUGUAGAGCUGGUGGCGUGACCUAUGUCAUUGUGUGGGAUAAUGUCAGGUUCCACCAUGCUCAUAUGGUGCAAGCAUGGUUUCAGGCCCAUGCACAAUUUACCACCCUGUAUUUACCCCCAUACUCUCCUUUCCUUAACCCGAUUGAGGAAUUUUUCUCCACAUGGAGAUGGAAGGUUUAUGAUAGGCGCCCUCAUGAACAAGUCACUCUUCUCCAGGCCAUGGAUGACGCAUGCAAUGACAUCACGGCAGACCAGUGUCAGGCCUGGAUUCGCCAUGGCCAAAGGUUUUUUCCAAGAUGUUUGGCUAAUGAAAACAUCCAUUGUGAUGUAGAUGAGAACCUGUGGCCAAAACCACAAGACAGAGUUGAUGAAAAUGUAGAAGUACAGUAAUCACUCCUAUGUUUUGCUUUUUACAGUACAGGCAAGCAAGUUGAGGAACACUGCAUUUGAUGUUUUACAGUACUGUAAUGUUUUUCAUCAAUAUAUUUCAGAUUUUGUUAAAUGAUUCCACUGUGUCUGUAGUAUUCUCUCUACUACUAUAGUACUUUUACAGGGAUGUAUUUACAUGUAGUACCAUAAAGAAACAUGUAUCACCUAUUUUGUACUACAAUAUUUAAUGAUCGUACGAACAAUGACACAGUGAAACUAUCGGUUGCUUGUGUGUGGGUGAUCUAAAUUAACGUUUCAUUGGUAUUUCACAAUAAAUUAGUUUUUUGAACCAAUGAUUGUGCAAGUACAAGAUUUAUUUAAAGAUAUGAAUGCACAAUGCAAUGUUUUGAACAUUGGACAGCCUGUGUUACAAGUGAUGACCGUUUUGAGUUUUGUGUCUAGAGUUUUGAAAAAUGACGUCAAGGUUCUGAAAUUAGUGCCAAAGUGAUUGUAAAAAACUGUAAUACAAACUCAAUUACCCCCUGGCCUGAACACUCAUUGAGACGCUUUACAGUCUUUUUUAUUGGUCUGCUCAUCGCAUCGAAUACGUAGUAAUGCCCGAGCGACACAGUGUGUAUGUGUAUGUGUGCCUAGGUCUAACUAGUGCGGUGUGCCCCCCCCCCCCAGGUUUGAAGGACCAUGACAUCCUUGUCAUUGUCUUAGGUGUCACUGUGGUGGGGGUGGCUACCAUUGCUUUCAUCUUCUACAGGUAAGAGUUAGAUAACAGAUAGCAGCGGAGUGUGAGAGAGGUCUCACUCAUAGAAAUAUAAUUACUAGAACAGGGAUCUGGGGUUCAAACCAUCACAGAUAAUUUACUUGAAUGGGGGAUCUCCAUUCUAGUAAUUAUAUUUAUAUGAGGGAGACCUCUCACACUGUGCUGCUAUUUGUUACCAGGCAGAACCACAGAGAGCGACGGCUGAGGAAGAGAUGGUCUCACAUCCACUCUGACCUCAUCACCCCGCUGGAGUACAAUGAACGCAGCCUGGUCUCCCUCAAGGUCAGCUUGUCAUCAGUGUGCGACGACCCCUGAAAGUUAAGUCACAUUUUCCAGUACGUCUUCUAACCCCUUUCUCUGUCUGUUUGUUUGUCAGAUUGACGAAGACCACAGGAAAAACACAAGUUAUAACAUCCGCCAAGGACACUAUGAUAAAAAGGUAACUCAAACUUUUGCAUAAAACCACCAGAGCCAUAUAUAUACUGUAUAUAUAUAUAUAUAUAUAUAUAUAUAUAUAUAUAUAUAUAUAUAUAUAUAUAUAUAUAUAUAUAUAUAUAUAUAAAUAUACACUACCAUUCAAAAGUUUGGGGUCACUUAGUAAUGUCCUUGAUUCCAUGAAAACAUACAUGAAAUUAGUUUGAAUAGGAAAUAUACCAAAAUGAAUCGGAAAUGUAGUCAUUGACAAGGUUAGAAAUAAUGAUUUUUAAUUGAAAUAAUAAUUGUGUCCUUCAAACUUUGCUUUCGUCAAAGAAUCCUCCAUUUGCAGCAAUUACAGCCUUGCAGACCUUUGGCAUUCCAGUUGUCAAUUUGUUGAGGUAAUCUGCAGUUGGAUUGGCUUGAUGGGCACUUCUUACUUACCAUACGGUCAAGCUGCUCCCACAAAAGCUUAAUAGGGUUGCGAUCCAGUGACUGUGCUGGCCACUCCAUUAUAGACAGAAUACCAGCUGACUGCUUCUUCCCUAAAUAGUUAUUGCAUAGUUUGGAGCUGUGCUUUGGGUCAUUGUCCUGUUGUAGGAGGAAAUUGGCUCCAAUCAAGCGCCGUCCACAGGGUAUGGCAUGGCGUUGCAAAAUGGAGUGAUAGCCUUCCUUCUUCAAGAUCCCUUUUACCCUGUACAAAUCUCCCCCUUUACCACCACCAAAGCACCCCUAGACCAUCACAUUGCCUCCACCAUGCUUGACAGAUGGCAUCAAGCACUCCUCCAGUAUCUUUGCAUUUGGUCUGCGUCUCACAAAUGUUCUUCUUUGGGACCCGGACACCUCAAACUUCGAUUUGUCUGUCCAUAACACUUUUUUCCAAUCUUCCUCUGUCCAGUGUCUGUGUUCUUUUGCCCAUCUUAAUCUUUUCUUUUUAUUGGCCAGUCUGAGAUAUGGCUUUUUCUUUGCAACUCUGCCUAGAAGGUAAGCAUCCCGGAGUCGCCUCUUCACUGUUGACGUUGAGACUGGUGUUAUGCUGGUACUAUUUAAUGAAGCUGCCAGUUGAGGACCUGUGAGGCGUCUGUUUCUCAAACUAGACACUCUAAUGUAUUUGUCCCCUUGCUCAGUUGUGCACCGGGGCCUCCUACUCCUCUUUCUAUUCUGGUUAGAGCCAGUUUGCGCUGUUCUGUGAAGGGAGAAGUACACAGCGUUGUACUUCAGUUUCUUGGCAAUUUCUCGCAUGGAAUAGCCUUCAUUUCUCAGAACAAGAAUAGACUGAUGAGUUUCAGAAGAAAGUUCUUUGUUUCUGGCCAUUUUGAGCCUGUAAUCGAACCCACAAUUGCUGAUGCUCCAGAUACUCAACUAGUCUCAAGAAGGCCAGUUUUAUUGCUUCUUUAAUCAGCGCAACCGUUUUCAGUUGUGCUAACAUAAUUGCAAAAUGGUUUUCUAAUGAUCAAUUAGCCUUUUAAAAUGAUAAACUUGGAUUAGCAAACACAAAGUACACAGGACUGAUGGUUGCUGAUAAUGGGCCUCUGUACGCCUUUGUAGAUAUUCCAUUAAGAAGCAGCCGUUUCCAGCUACAAUAGCCAUUUACAACAUUAACAAUGUCUACACUGUAUUUCUGAUCAAUUUGAUGUUAUUUUAAUGGACAAAAAAAUGGCUUUUCUUUCUAAAACAAGGACAUUUCUAAGUGACCCCAAACUUUUGAACGGUAGUGUAUGUAGGUUACAGGAACAACCACGGCUCAGGGACUGAUACAUUGGUCUGGUUAGGUGUAUUGUAGUCUCAUGUUGCCAAACUCCGUAAACUCGUCAAGUCCUUCACUUUGACACUUGAAGCAGGAUCUUGAGGGAGCUGGAUAUGGAAGUCAGGUGUUCUGAGGCUACUGCUGUUGUCAUGGUGAUCGAGGGCAGGUGUACUGAGGCUACUGCUGUUGUAAAGGUGAUGGACAUCAGGUGUACUGAGGCUACUGCGGUUGUCAUGGUGAUGGAGGUCAGGUGUACUGAGGCUACUGCUGUUGUAAUGGUGAUGGACAUCAGGUGUACUGAGGCUACUGCGGUUGUCAUGGUGAUGGAGGUCAGGUGUACUGAGGCUACUGCUGUUGUCAUGGUGAUGGAGGUCAGGUGUACUGUGGCUACUGUUGUUGUCAUGGUGAUGGAGGUCAGGUGUACUGAGGCUACUGCUGUUGUCAUGGUGAUGGAGAUCAGGUGUACUGAGGCUACUGCUGUUGUCAUGGUGAUGGAGAUCAGGUGUACUGAGGCUACUGCGGUUGUCAUGGUGAUGGAGGUCAGGUGUACUGUGGCUACUGCUGUUGUCAUGGUGAUGGAGGUCAGGUGUACUGAGGCUACUGCUGUUGUCAUGGUGAUGGAGGUCAGGUGUACUGAGGCUACUGCUGUUGUCAUGUGAUGAAGGUCAGUGUACUGAGGCUACUGCUGUUGACAUGGUGAUGGAGGUCAGGUGUACUGAGGCUACUGCUGUUGUCAUGGUGAUGGAGGUCAGGUGUACUGAGGCUACUGCUGUUGUCAUGGUGAUGGAGGUCAGGUGUACUGAGGCUACUUCUGUUGUCAUGGUGAUGGACAUCAGGUGUACUGAGGCUACUGCUGUUGUCAUGGUGAUGGAGGUCAGGUGUACUGAGGCUACUGCUGUUGUCAUGGUGAUGGAGGUCAGGUGUACUGUGGCUACUGUUGUUGUCAUGGUGAUGGGGGUCAGGUGUACUGAGAUUACUGCUGUUGUCAUGGUGAUGGAGAUCAGGUGUACUGAGGCUACUGCUGUUGUCAUGGUGAUGGAGGUCAGGUGUACUGAGGCUACUGUUGUUGUCAUGGUGAUGGAGGUCAGGUGUACUGAGGCUGCUGUUGUUGUCAUGAUGAUGGAGGUCAGGUGUACUGUGGCUACUGUUGUUGUCAUGGUGAUGGAAGUCAGGUGUACUGAGGCUACUGUUGUUGUCAUGGUUUCAGAUUGUGAUCCUGAAGGAGCUGAAGCACUCGGAUGGGAACUUUAACGAGAGUCAGAGGAUAGAACUCAACUCGGUGAGUCACCGAUUACACAGCAAGUCUGUUAACGUACAGUAGGCUACUCAAGGGUAUCAAGUAUGCAUUUCUACGUGUGUUCAUGUGGUAUCUUUGUUUAUUUUAUUUUAUUUUAUUUUAUUUUAUAUUUGAUUUGAUUAUAACUCCUAUUGCUUAUUAUACCCAUCCUUCCUGAUUUACAGCUUCUGCAUAUUGACUACUACAACCUGACUAAGUUCUAUGGCACAGUCAAGUAUGAUCAUGGUGUGUUUGGGGUGUUCGAGUACGGCGAGAGGGGAUCCCUAAGGGUGAGAAACACACACACAAGCGGCCACAUGCACGCGUGCACACACACACACUUUGACCUUUGACCCUCUUCCUUCCUCAGUAUGUGCUGAAUGACAAGAUCUCGUACCCGGAGGAGACCUUCAUGGACUGGGAGUUUAAGAUCUCUGUCAUGUACGACAUCGCUAAGGUGACCUGGCAACAACUCUAGUCUGCUGUUAGUUUGUAUGAGCUCAGAAGAUGUCAACUCAAGAUGACCCCUGACCCCAAGUUGGAACCUUAGACAAUAAUUUUGAUCUAGUCAAUAUUGAUAUACAUUUCUGAAAGUGCUUCGAUCCGUUUGGGAACGCUGAGUCAUUGAAAUACUGUAAGUUCAAAGACAAAACCUCCUUUCUUCCUCUCCACAGGGUAUGUCCUACCUCCACUCCAGUGACAUCCAGGUCCACGGCCGUCUCAAGUCCACUAACUGUGUGGUGGACAACCGCAUGGUGGUCAAGAUCACUGACUUUGGCUGCAACACCAUCCUAGACCCAGGCAGAGGUAGGAACUAUUUAUUCUGUAGGGAUAGCUUGCUAGCAUAGUUAGCGUUCAUGCCAUACACAUCCCCUGAGGUCUGUCUGUCCUAGGACUGUUUCUUUCUGUCUUAUCCCUUAUUUUUGAGCUAUUUUCUUUUACCUAUCCUCCCCUAUCCCGAAUCCCCUCACUCCAUCACUCUAUUCUCCAUCCUUUCCCUCCCUCCUCUCCUCCCCCUCUCUCCUUUUAUCUGGCCCUCUCUCUCCAUCAGACCUGUGGACAGCUCCAGAGCACCUGCGUAGACAGGGGAUCUCCCAGAAGGGGGAUGUCUACAGCUUUGCCAUCAUCGCCCAGGAGAUAGUUCUCAGGAGGAGCACCUUUUACACCGAGGCCUGCUCCGACGGUGCAGGUUAGACACAUUCCUAUAUAACACCUUAUAUAGAAACUUGCAACCAAAUCAAUGCAUCAGUUCCGCUAUACUGUAAUCACCCUUGUUUAGAAUUUGGCACUUUGAUGUGGUGCUGCAUUUCAUUCUGGGGAAUUAUCGACCCCUCCUGGCCAAAUGUAGCAUUGUUCAGUUGAGCGCCACAUAGUGUAGCAGAAAAACAAGACGCUCACAUGUUGUUCUGUCUUCAUCAGAGAAAAUGGCCAGAGUGCAGUACCCCAGCGAAACCUAUUUCAGACCUGAUCUGAAUGUUGAGACUGCAGGAGAAAAAGAAUUGGAGGUAAGAUUGGCAUUUGUUUGUUUGUGUGUUUGUCUGUGUGUCUAUCAUAGAGAGAGGGAGAGAGAGAGGGUUGAGAGAGAGAGAGAUGAGAGGAGACAGAGAGAGAGAGAGCGAGAGAGGAGAGAAGACAGACAAACAGACAGAGAGAGAGAGAGAGAAAGGGGGGAGGAACAGAUUUACAGUAUGGAGAAAGAUAUGUAUAGAGAUAGAGUCUGAAAUCCACUUGUGUUUUUUCCUCCAUGCCCACAGGUGUACAUGCUGAUGAAGAUGUGCUGGGAUGAGACCCCAGAGCGAAGGCCUGACUUUAAGAAGAUGGAGAGCUCACUGGGGAAGAUCUUCAGGUACCAGCUACCUACUUUUAUCUCUCUUUUAUUGGAUAGAGCUAAACACUUGCCAGGCCAUUUGAUCAGAAAGGUGAAGAAUCACUGUACAAAGAUGGUAAAAUAUCUCUGUAACAUGAUAAAUGGUCAAAAUGGAGUUGUAGAGAUAUGAGUGAGAGGGAGCAUGGUUAUGGUUUGCAGUGCUUCAUUAAUAUUUAAUUACUGUAGAGCUGCACCAUUCCCUUCAUUUAAGAGACAUUUGAGAAACACCUCACAAGGGCAACACCUACAUUGAAAAGUGGUGUGUGUGUGUGUGCGCAUGUGUGCGUGUGCGUGUGUGUGUGUGUAUGUGUGACUGAUCCUUUCUCCUGUUCUCCACAGUAACCUGCACAACCAGGCUAAUGAGAGUUACAUGGACAACCUGAUCCGUCGUCUACAGAUGUACUCCAGGAACCUGGAGCACCUGGUGGAGGAGAGGACAGCGCUGUACAAGGCUGAGAGAGACAGGGCCGACUGCCUCAACUUCAUGCUGCUGCCUGGGUCAGUCAACAACAACAACAACAAUUAACAGAUAUCCACACACAGUUCAAUGCUCCUGUUGUUUUAUUAAGUGCAAUGUUUUGACCAGAAGGUCUUUGCCAGACUGCACAACCAGAAAACCACUUUAAGACCAGCAAAUUACUUCUCUCCAUCUCUCUCGCUCCAGUCCUGUGGUGCGUUCUCUGAAGGAGACGGGCAGUGUGGAGCCGGAGCUGUUUGAGGAGGUGACGGUGUACUUCAGCGACAUCGUGGGCUUCACCACCCUGUGCCAGUACAGCACCCCUAUGGAAGUGGUGGACAUGCUCAACGACAUCUACAAGGGCUUCGACAGCAUCCUCGAUCACCACGACGUAUACAAGGUUAGGUUAGGGAUAGGGUUAGUGUUGUGGUUUAGGGUUAGGGUUGUGGUUUAGGGUUAGUGUUGUGGUUUAGGGUUAGGGUUGUGGUUGAGGGUUAGGGUUGUGGUUGAGGGUUAGGGUUGUGGUUUAGGUUAGGGUUGAGGCUAGGGUUUUGGUUGUGGUUGAAGCUAAGGUUGAGGCUAGGGUUAGGGUUGUGGUUGAGGUUAGGGUUGUGGUUGAGGUUAGGGUUGUGGUUGAGGCUAGGGUUAGGGUUGUGGUCCAAUCUAAUCUUCCUUUUUGUCCUGUGUCAGGUGGAGACGAUAGGUGAUGCGUACAUGGUGGCGUCAGGGUUGCCGCGGCGGAACGGUAACAGGCACGCGGUGGACAUCUCCCGCAUGGCCCUGGACAUUCUGGCAUUUAUGGGGACCUUCCAGCUCAGACACCUGCCGGGGCUACCUGUGUGGAUCCGCAUUGGGAUGCACUCAGGUACCCCUAGUCCCUCAAGUCCCUAUCCUGAAUUCAUGAAACCUCCCAUCUUUCUCCUCUCUAUAUCAUCAAUGCAAGCCUCCUUGGUCUCUGCGCUUUCCUUCUCCCUCCUUCCUGUAACUUCCCUCACUCUCUCCCUCUGUCUGUCAUCAAUAACCCCCUUAUGCUUGCUACUUGUUCCCUAGGCCCCUGUGCAGCAGGAGUGGUGGGGAUAAAGAUGCCCAGAUACUGCCUGUUUGGAGACACAGUCAACACUGCCUCUAGCAUGGAGUCAACAGGACAUCGUAAGCAGGCUACAGGAACACUAGAGAUAUCCAUACCAACUCCAUACAAACAUGUCAUAUCAGCUGUCAUGGCAGAUGAGUAAAAUACAACUCUGUCUCUCUCCAUCCAGCCUUGAGAAUCCACAUCAGUCAGCCCACCAUCAGCAUCCUACAGAGGACAGACUGCAAGUUUGAGUACGAGAAGAGAGGGGAGACUUUCCUCAAGGUAUGGACAUGGCACAUGCUGCUUUGCCGUUUGUCAUGAUAGAAUCAUACAGAUUUUUUUGCUGUCAUUUGUACUGUGUAGUUAUCUUAUCUACUGAGUUGAAUAUCAUGUAAGAGUGUGUGUGUGUGUAUCCCAGGGUAAAGGCACAGAGUUGACCUACUGGUUGACAGGUGAAACAGGAGAGGACUACAACCUGCCAACGCCCCCGACAGCGUGAGUUAACCUCCUGCUAAUGUACGUGCUCCCCUAUAACUGUACAUCACUAGAGGUACACGUCAUAUUUACAUCUAUAUUAUUAACUUCUACCUUCUAUGUCCUUCUUCCAUUUUGUAGGAUAAACAGAGAUCAUUAGAGCUACAUAUCUAUGUAGAUCUAUAUACUGUAAUUAACUCCUAUGUCCUUGUCCCUCCCUGCAGGGAGAACUGCCAGCGUCUGCAGCAGGAUCUGGCCCAGAUGAUCCAGAAGUGUCUGGACAACCGUUCGCUGGGGUCAGAGGUCAUGGAGAAGAGGAACACCCUGUCCAUGAGGCAGAGGAGGGUGGGGAGGGAUGGAGGGACGGAGGGGAGAGAGGAGGGUGGGGAGGGACGGAGGGGGGAGAGGAGGGUGGGGAGGGACGGAGGGACGGAGGGGAGAGAGGAGGUUGGGGAGGGAUGGAGGGGGGUGGGGAGGGACGGAGAGGAGCAGGGGGGAGAGGAGGAGGAUGGCGAUGACCAGCCGGAGUACCUCCAUCUGGCUACCGUUGACAACUUCACUACUUUCUUGUAG